AAUAUUCUUUGAAAUGACUUUUAAAAAAAAUCGUUUUCCUUUAUCAAUUUAAAAUUAAAGAAAUAAACGACGUCACGUUUUUCAGUGUAUGGGUAUUAAUUUAUGUGUGAGCUAUACGCAAAACAUGUGACGCAUGAAGUCGCACUAAUUCACCAAAUACUCAGAUUAGUAUUCAAUUUAAAUAAAUAUGUAAAUAUGCUGUGAAAAUCUGAAAAUACAUCGAUUAAGAAAUACACUUGCUCGUGUAGAAUUAAACAGUGCACGGUUACCUCUUUUUGUGACGGCUGAAACACCGGUAUUCAACCUCGUGUUUUCCCCGUGUGCGCGCGAUCUUUCCGGCUUGUUCUAUUUUCUCAGUAACAUAACGGCUGUUUGUUUUUAUAUUGUCAAUUGCUGGACGAAAAUUGUUCAAAACUAUGAACGUUGUUUACGAAAAGACGCUUGGGAUAAUCACCCCAAAACUGAUUUCCAGGACUUCCGAAAUCGAAUGGAUGAUUAAAUCCAGCGGCCUGGCCAUUUUGAAGAAAAAAAUCGUCCUUUUGCGAAGAGACCAAGCUCAGCGUUUUUUCUACAUUAGCGGAGGUAAAGAAGGAAAGCAUGACCCUUCGACUUUAGAACUCGAAAAAGCCAAUUUCGACGAUGAUGAUGUGGAACGAGAUCUAAAAGCCUUCAUCUAUUCGAUGACCACUGGUCAUAGUGAAGUAUUGAUCAUAGCAGGAUUCGACGCCGUGUCCAGAUGGUUGGAGCUCAUUGGUCAAGCUAAUACAGGACGAGAGCAAGCCAAUUGCAUUAACGUUUUGUUCGGCAAUGGUGUACUCGGUAGUAAAAACGUUCGAACAGCUAGUAGAGAAAUUCGAUUUUUCUUCCCAGACACUCAAUUUGAGGCUGAAUUAAGCCUUGGUAGUGCCAGGGAGUACCUGUCGGAGACUGUAAACCCACAUCUUCUAAAAGGUCUCGUUAUCUUGUGUAAGGAAAAGCCGCAAAUUCCUGUUCUUUGGUUGGCGCGGUGGCUUCUAAAAAAUCGCCCUUACGAGUACUGAACUUGCCAUUUAAGCUUUUCUCGAGAAUAAAAUUCUUUAAAUUGGAUCGCUUCUUAUUUUCUUUCAACUUUAUUUUUUGUUCACUCAAUCACAUUAAAUAACUUAUUUUCAGUAUAAGGAUUUUAAUUAUGAAGUAGAAAAGUUAUUUAUUUAAUUUUUGAUGUGUUUGUCGUGAAAAUGAUAUAGUCGCUAAUUGCCUUAAAAUGUAUUGAAGAAGCUAUGUCUU
Parasteatoda tepidariorum (common house spider) is the source of this 1266-nucleotide messenger RNA. Its product is annotated as nucleoside diphosphate kinase 5. NCBI's taxonomy places the organism in Eukaryota, Metazoa, Arthropoda, Arachnida, Araneae, Theridiidae. The record is from RefSeq and is a predicted model, not a curated record.